Closterium sp. NIES-65 is the source of this 1821-nucleotide messenger RNA. Lineage: Eukaryota; Viridiplantae; Streptophyta; Zygnematophyceae; Desmidiales; Closteriaceae. The record is from the annotation of a GenBank genome assembly.
AUGCUGUCGUUCCACGAGGAGGUGGUGGCGCAGCUGCACGAGGAGGGCGGGCUGGCGGUCCUGGGGGCGGGGCUGGGGCUGCACAAGGUGCUCGCGCUGCUCCUUCGCUACCACCACAUCACCAACGCCUCCUGCUCCCGCAGCCUCGGGAUCAUCGGCAGCAGUAGCAGCGGCGGCGGCGGCAGUAGCGGUAGUAGCGGCUUGGGUGGUUACAAUGGGCGGUUGAUGUUUGUGAUUGGGUUGGCGGAGGAGCAGAGGCAGGCAGUGCAGGAGGAGCUUGAGCUGCUGAACAGAGCUCCGGCCCUUCCCACAGCUCCUUUUGAGAACUCUCAAAAUGCGGCUUCCCGCUCCAGCCCGCCUGCUGCUACUCCCCGGGACAAUCUUGCAGCAGCAGGAUCAGGUGUAGGAGCAAUUGCUGGACGAGAGGCAGAAGCACCACUGUCGACUGUGCUGCACCGCGCUGCACUCCCGUGCGUGCUGGCGGAGGUGAACAGCAGCAUGUCGAGUGCUGACAGGGUGGCGGCGUACCGAGAGGGAGGGUGCUUCGCCGUGACCUCCCGCAUCCUCAUUGUCGAUAUGCUCUCCGAUCGAGUGCCUUUCAGUAAGGUGACCUCCCGCAUCCUCAUUGUCGACAUGCUCUCCGACCGAGUGCCUUUCAGUAAGCUCAAGGGUAUAGUGGUGGUGAACGCACACAGGGUCACUGACACAGGAGCAGAGGCCUUCAUCCUGAGGCUCUUCAGGGACACCAACAAACAGGGGUUUAUCUAUGCACUGUCAGACCGCCCCAACUCGCUCACUGCCGGAUUCCACAAGGCGGAGCGAAUCCUCAAGUCGCUCUUCCUGCGCCGCCUCUACCUGUGGCCGCGCUUCCAGGCCCUCUUCCUGCGCCGCCUCUACCUCUGGCCGCGCUUCCAGGUCAGUGUGUCCCAGGCGUUGGAGCAGCACCCCCCGCACGUGGAGGACGUGAGGGUGCCUCUCUCGCCGGCAGCAGCAGGCAUCCAGCAGGCGAUCGUUGACAUCAUGGGCUCGUGCCUGCAGGUAGGCUCGUGCCUGCAGGUGUGUUUUGAGUCGACUCAAAACGUGCCUGCAGCUGCGAACCUCUCCAUAGCCUCACAGGAUCUGCGCCGUACAAACAAGCUGGACGUGGACGAUCUGACGGUGGAGAGCGGCCUGUUCAAGUCGUUUGACGAGAUCGUGCGGCGCCAGCUGGAUCCCGUGUGGCACACACUGGGCCGCAAGAUCAAACAGUUGGUGGCCGAUCUGAGGACUCUCAGGAAGAUAGCAGAGCACUUGCUGCGCUACGACGCGGUCACCUUCCUGCGCUUCCUGGAUGCGCUCAAGGCGAGCGAAUCAAAGGCCGCCAUCUGGAUCUUUGUGGACCCCGCGCCCAAGAUAUUUGAGCUGGCCAAGCGGAGGGUGUAUCAGGUUGUGAGGUCAGCAGCAGUGGCAGUUCCACCGCCAGUGGCGGCACAUCAUGAGAAGCAACCAGCCAAGAAAAGAGCUUUGCGUGGAAAGGAGCAGGAGGGAAAGGGAGGCACGGGCGAGGAAAAGUACCGAGAGGGCGGGGAAAGGGGCACUGAUGAAGAAGGGCAGGGGCUGGAAGUGAGGGAGGAGGGAGGCAGAAGGGGGAGCGGGGAGGAGGGUGGGGUGGAGCUGCAGCCGGUACUGGAGGAGAUGCCCAAAUGGAAGGUGGUGCGGGUGAGUGAGAUAACGAAAGGCCCACUAGUAAGCCUAGAGUGGGAUGGUGGUGGUUUGGAGCUGCAGCCGGUGCUGGAGGAGAUGCCCAAGUGGACGGUGCUGUGGGUGAGUCUGAUGGCGUAG